Cololabis saira (Pacific saury) is the source of this 7713-nucleotide messenger RNA. It is a transcript of the gene slc6a9, whose product is annotated as solute carrier family 6 member 9. The record is from RefSeq and is a predicted model, not a curated record. Gene Ontology annotation, biological process: glycine import across plasma membrane; sodium ion transmembrane transport; neurotransmitter transport. Gene Ontology annotation, cellular component: plasma membrane. Gene Ontology annotation, molecular function: glycine:sodium symporter activity. The transcript has 14 exons. NCBI's taxonomy places the organism in Eukaryota, Metazoa, Chordata, Actinopteri, Beloniformes, Belonidae. Bases 383 to 2344 code for a protein of 653 amino acids.
CUUAGGUGAUGCAACUUCCAACAAGCCAAAUAUUGAAGGAAAAAAAAUAUAACUAUGAUAAUGAUUAUAAUAACCUGUUCUUAGGGGGCGUGUGUGGAAGACGUCACGGGUUCACCUCCACGCAUAGAAAAGUUUCUGGAUUAGGGCAGAAUUAACACAAAGCAGCGACGCCACUCCAGCUACACUUGCAAACAACACGGAAGAAGAAGGAGGGGGACCCGAGACGAAGAGCCCGAAGUGACGGGGUGAAGACGCUCCAGCAAGCUUCAGCCACCUGAGAGAAAAACCUCCAGCUCUGAUAGCGAGAGGCGGACGAGUCCAUCACCGACAGACAGACAGCAGCAGAGAGGCAGAGGGGUCUGUGCCGACAAAGUCCCCGAGCAUGGAAGAGAAGCAGUUUUCUGGGAUCCUGAAUGGAGCAGUUCCAGGAGAACCAGUGAAGAAGGAUGAAAACUCCCGGAGAGGGAACUGGGGCAACCAGAUUGAGUUUGUGCUCACCAGUGUGGGCUACGCAGUGGGCCUUGGCAAUGUCUGGAGGUUCCCCUAUCUCUGCUACAGAAAUGGAGGAGGUGCCUUCAUGCUGCCAUACUUCAUCAUGUUGGUAUUCUGCGGCCUUCCUCUCUUCUUCCUCGAGCUCUCCUUUGGCCAGUUUGCCAGCCAGGGGUGUCUGGGUGUCUGGAAGAUAAGCCCCAUGUUUAAAGGUGUGGGUUACGGCAUGAUGGUGGUGUCCACCUACAUUGGCAUCUACUACAACGUGGUGAUAUGCAUUGCCUUCUACUACUUUUUUAUGUCCAUGACGAACCUGCUGCCGUGGACAUACUGCAACAACCCCUGGAACACGCCUGCCUGCGUCGGGGUGGUUGAAACAAGCCGCCAGCUCAACGGCAGCCUGGCCAACGCCACCACCAGCCUGGUGGCGGGGGUGACGGAGGUGGUCAACCGCACCAAGAGGACCAGUCCCAGCGAGGAGUACUGGAAGCACUAUGUGUUGAACAUCUCUGAUGACAUUGGGAAUUUCGGAGAGGUUCGCCUUCCCAUCCUGGGCUGCCUGGCCAUAUCCUGGGUUGUGGUCUUCCUCUGUCUCAUCAGAGGGGUUAAAUCCUCUGGAAAGGUGGUGUACUUCACAGCAACAUUCCCAUAUGUGGUCUUGACCAUCCUCUUCAUCCGUGGCAUCACCCUGGACGGAGCCAUAAAUGGCAUCAAGUACUACCUGACCCCCCAGUGGCAGAAGGUCCUUGAUGCAAAGGUUUGGGGAGAUGCUGCCUCACAGAUCUUUUACUCCCUGGGUUGUGCCUGGGGGGGGCUCAUUACUAUGGCUUCCUACAACAAGUUCCACAACAACUGCUUCAGAGACAGCAUCAUCAUCAGCAUAACCAACUGCGCGACCAGUGUUUACGCUGGCUUCGUCAUCUUCUCCAUCCUGGGCUUCAUGGCUCACCACCUAAAUGUCCCCGUGUCCGAGGUGGCCGACCACGGCCCGGGCCUGGCCUUCGUCGCCUAUCCAGAAGCUCUCACUCUGCUGCCCAUCUCGCCGCUGUGGUCACUGCUGUUCUUCUUCAUGCUCAUCCUGCUGGGGCUGGGAACGCAGUUCUGCCUGCUGGAGACUUUGGUGACGGCCGUCGUGGAUGAGAUUGGCACAGACUGGAUUAUAAGGAACAAGACCGUGGUCACCCUGUCAGUGGCCAUCAUUGGUUUCCUGCUCGGCGUGCCUCUGACUACCAGGGCAGGGAUCUAUUGGCUGCUGCUUAUGGACAACUACGCAGCUAGUUUCUCCUUGGUCAUCAUCUCCUGCAUCAUGUGCAUCUGCGUCAUGCAUAUUUAUGGUCACAAGAACUACUUCAAAGAUGUUGAGAUGAUGCUGGGCUUCCCUCCUCCUCUCUUCUUCAAAGUCUGCUGGAGAUUCAUCUCUCCUCUGAUUAUCUCUUUCAUCCUGAUCUUCACAGUGAUCCAGUACAAGCCCAUCACCUACAAUGACUACGUGUAUCCUGGCUGGUCCUUGGCUAUCGGCUUCGCCAUGGCUAUGUCUUCUGUGAUUUGCAUACCCAUCUAUGCCCUCUACAAGAUCUCCAGGUCCCCAGGAGCCACUUUUAGAGAGCGGUUGAAGUUCGCCUGCCAGGCACAUCCAAAGUGGGGCCCCGCCCUGCAGGAGCACCGGACAGGCCGCUAUGCCCCCAUGGCCUCUGAAGACACUGUGGAGGCCCGUCCGCUAAAAGAGAAGGAGGAGCUGAAGGAAGAGCUGAAGGAGGAGGAGAAGGAGAAGGAGAGGAAGGAUGAGAUCAGCCUCACCAUCCAGGGAAGCAACGGCUCCACCACCACACACAACAACCCCAACCCCAGUGCAUAGACGCCGCCCCUCUCUCUCAGUGCUGCUGGGCGCGCUCUCCGUGGCCCACCGUCCCCUCACCCUCAUUCUCCCCUCUCCUCCUUUCUCCUCCAUCCUCACCCCACUUUCCCACAGUGUGCUGUGGGGGAGAUCCCAUUCGCUGGAGACCUUUACAUAUUGUAAGGGCUUAUUAUAUCUAUCCUAACCACUUCUAUCUGUCUGCGUGUUGUAUCUAGUAAAAGAAGAAAACAAAAAACGAAAGGAAGAAGAAAUUGGAUCAUCAUCCAAAAGAUCUGUGUGUGUAUUUGCGUGUUUGUGCGUGUGGAUGAGUAGUUAAUUUGUUCCACAUAAUUUAAUAAUGCAGUUUAUUUUUCCUUUCCUUUUUUUUUUCUUUGUUUUGUAAACCUUGUAAAUGUGACCUUCAUCAGCAGUUCAGAGGUACAGUAGAUUGUGAAGCUGCAUGUGUUUGUUUUGUGCAUGCAGCAGCAUAGAGACACACACACACACACAGACACACACACACGCACACACACACACACACACAUGCACACACACACGCACACACACACUGUUCUCCUGUAUUCAGCUAGCUCGCUCGGUUUGAGAAGUUGGACUUUGUUGCAGCAGUGACUGGACAGCUGGAGACUCCUUUGUGGUGCUGUGACUGUAAAAGAGGAGGACACGCUGUGUCUUUGUUGACCAUUUACAGUCUGAUGAUGCUGAAAAAUGGAAAUAGGCUCUGUUCUAUCGCCAGAAAAAGGAGGCGGCUACACCGAGUCCCCACUCAUGCACUCUGUAUAUUUCACACAGCACACAGUGACCUCAAGCAUAGUUGAUCUCAGCUUAAGACUAAGCCUGUUUUUAUGCUGCUUCUUCUUUGAAUACAUUUAAGAUAAGGUUUUACAAAGCACAAAUAUUUAACUAACACCCAAGAAGUCGAUUACGUAUCCUCCGAUAGCAACUUUUCCUUCACUAAAGCUGCUUAGACUUCGAGAACUCGGCAAAGAAAUAUCAGUGCGUGAACUCACACAUCACUAAAGCAUUUUAUGUUUCUGACAGAACACGUCCCAGCGCCCAUUUCUCAGGGUCCAUGCAAAAGGUAGACUUUGAGGUUCCUUACCUGUGGAAACUUGUUACAGGGACUGAUACCAACUGACUUUUUAUUUGCUGUCGGAGAAAAAAACAAAACAAAACAAAAACUCCCACACAAAAACAGGCGGAUGCAACUCUGCACACAUAGAAGUGCCAUCUCUUCUUAAGUCUUCCAGGCAUUGUUUUGGAGGGAAAUCUAUCCUGGUUUGUGGUUUGUGAAGGAGAAUCCAUGUGUCAUGGUUGGCAUGUUACCAAAAACAUUAAAGUUAGGGGAGCGUUUGCUCAUAUUUCUGGUAACAUAUAUCUCAGAAACUGGGGUGCUGUCAGUCUCCUACUGUUAGUGGGACCUUAAAUGUAUUAAGAGACACUUGAUUUGGAUCUCUGAGCCAAGCUGUGCUGUGACCGGUGGAGAGACGGAAAGCAGAGAGAGAGAUGCUGCUUGUUUCCAGAUGAAAACAUGAUAAAACUCUAUGACUUACGUAGUUUUUAAAUGUAGCUGCACAGUAUUGUUCUCUCAGUAGGUGUCUCCUUUUUACCUCUCUGUAAAGUAAGCUAGUAAAUAAUAAUAAUUAAGACAGUAUAUGUUUAUUUUGUACAAAAUGAAAUCUAUAGACUCCAAAUGAACCAUGCCGAUCAUUCCUCAUCUGUGAUUGGAUCCGUUGUUGGUUUUGUUAGAGGGUGCGGUACGAUAGACCGACCUCUUUAGCAGACAGGGUCGAGUUUCUGAAUGUUGGUGUCGGUUUAGGUUGGUGGGAUUGAGACAGAACCAAUGCAUGGACGGCUGCAUGCAUACCUUCACCUAUUCCUUCCAGGUGGUGGUGACGUUCUUUUAGCUUAGCAGGCAGGAAUCUGUUUUGGAGAUUGCAUCAGACUAUGCCUUCUGGUUGUCACGGUUUGUUAGCUGUUAAAUUGAUAUUUAGGAUUGUUAUCAUUCUUUGAGCACUGAGAACGUAUUAACGUAGACUUUUGAUAUGUAGAAUUGUAUAUUAAAUCAAGCACAUUCAUACGUAGACAUGUUGCGGGUUAAGUGAGAAGAUCUUGCAGCUGCAGGUGAAGUCAGAGUAAAGCAAAAUCUGUCAUCCUGCACAUCCACUGACCAUUGUUACUGCUUUUUUCUGAGGUUCUCUGAGUAUGUGCACAGCUCUUUAACCCCCGCAGUGUAGCAGUGGCUCAGCUAAUUAUGAGCACAUGCAGCUCGGUGCAAGAACUUUUCCCUGUCCCUUAAAUCUACUAAACGUAAAUGUGAUGUGAAGCCCUCCAAAAUCAUGCAGAACCUUUUUCUUCACUCUUCACAAACAUGAAUCCUGGUCUUUUCUCUUCAUUCCCCUGUAAUUUAGAUAGGCUCUCCCGAUGCUGCUAAUUCUGGCAUCCAGAGAAGAGGCGUUUAAUAACAUAGUGUAGAAAGUUCAGACUUCAUAUCAGUACAGAACGGCCUUUUUAACAUGUUUCAUGCAACUGUUUUUGGACACAUGUGAAAUGGCCCUUUCACAUCCCAGAAUUUGCUUUACUCUGAAUUCAAAUUGUUGUAACUUUGACAAAAAAAAAAGACAUGAUACAGGCUGUCCAGAUUUAUAAAGCAGACAAGUGUCUUGGCAAGACAGCAAAUAAGCACUUAUCCCAAUAUAGUGAACCAUUUAUUGUUUAAGCACUGUGUAAUGCACAUCUAUAUUUGAAAGACAUUUUUAUCAUUAUUAUGAUUAUUGUUUUAAACUCUCAAGUACAGCCUUCGGCUGAAUUUGUAUCUGGGUGGCUGCAGUAACUUGAAAAAUCCACUAGAUGGAGUAAUACUGACUCUUCAGGCAGAACAUGGUGCGUUGACGUGUCUGAGAAGUAAAUAUAUAAAAAAGCACAAGCCUGAGGAGGCUGAAAAUGUGAAAUAUUUAGGAAGCUUGAAAACACACAAGAGUUAAGCACAGAAGCACAGAAGCUCAUAUGAAAUGAAGCAGGGACAAGAACUGUGAGCAUACUGGCACGAGCACACAUUUGUAACUGGAUUUUUAACAGAGAAGAUUAAAGAAAUAUCUUCCUCUGCAUGAGGAACUUUGCUGGGUUGUCAGCUAGAGUCUGGCUUUACUUCAUUCCUAAUCAUUACAACCAUGUGACAUAUUUUGUAAUAUAUAUUUUUUGCAUUGUUAUCAAAUCCCCUGCAAAAACAGGUGCUCUUUAACACAGGCCCUUAUCUCCAUCCUCUAAUCUAGAUAUACUGUUUUGCUCCGUGUGGAACAUCAACUUUACAAAUGAGGUUUUACCCACUGAAACAUGCCAAACAGGAACUUAUUAUGCUCGGCGCGUUGUGGGACAGCAUGUAGCUCAGACUGCGUCUCAUUUGUGAUUGCCUGUCUUGGAUGUUUGUGUUAUAUUAAGUGGAGAUUAGCCACCGUGGCGCCGUGCUACUUCUCCGUAUAUCCCAGCCCCUCGCCAUCUGUACCGGCCCCAGUCCUCUCUUCCUCCUAUUGUACAGUAAUGUAAAAAAAUAAGAACAAAAAAAAACAAACAGUAUAAUCAGAUUGUGUAUUUGUGUUUCCCUUUGCUCUUAACUGUGUGUGUGGGGGGAGGAGGGGUGUAUAUGUUUCUGUGAGUCGGGGAUGGGCAUUGAUUGAAUUUGAUUUUGUCACAUUUCAGGUAGUGUAAUGUAGACAUGGUCAGGUGUUUUGUGUAUUGUGUGUGUAGUAGGCGAGCUCUCACUCCAGAGCCUGCAUGUAGAGCAGGCCUUAGCUCCAGUAUAGAUGUCCAUGUACCUCUUAAUCUACCAGAACUAGCACUCUCCAAUCCUAAUUAUAUACGAUCGUAUCUUUUAAAGAUGAAAAAGAAAAAAACCUUUUUGUACUAAAAGAAGAGAAAGAAAAUAUUAUCUUUAGAUCUUUAUCAUUGUUUUAUCCACGUUCAAUGGCAUUAGUUUUUGUUUGUUGUUGAGGUUAUCUUCCUAGAAAAUUAAGACAAAGCCAGCUGAUAUUAAAAGUAUUGCCAAACAAAAAGCUUUUGGGAUGAAACUUGAACUACAAAUGGUUAGUUUUUACUGUGAGCUCUGUUGCUAGACAAAAGCUGCAGCUACAUGACAAUGCUUUUGGUAGUUGUCUUUUUUUUUUCCUUUUUUUUCUUUUUCCUUCACAGUAUUACAUCAACGAGCUGUUUCACACAGUGCCGUGCCAACAGUAAUGCAUCACUGUUUACAUUUAUUACCCUGUGGUUCUCAGUGCAAGCAGGGGGCAGCCCAAGUCCUGCAAAAUCUGUCAUCCACGGAGGAUGCAUCUCUGCGAGGAGGGGAGUUUGGCUGUUUCUGUCAUUGAACGGACUCAAAAACACCAAAAUAAACCAGGAUGGAAUCAGCUUGCAGCGCUCACAUUUUUCAUUCUUGUGCACACCACGAUAAGAAAGUGUUAUUUUAUGAGGACAUUUUAGGCAAAUGUAAUGGCUUAUGUGUUAAACAAAGACCCAGUUUCUCUUUCAAGUUGAUUUAUUUUUCUGGUAAGACAGACCUUCAUGUAUUUGGUUGUCAAACCUAAUUUUUGUUCCUCAAGGAAAAAAUAAAGAAAUAAUAAUUUAAAAACACACACACACACAACUAAGAUGAACAAAUAAUUGACCCUGGUUUUCAUGUAUAUUAACUAUUAUUUCCUGUCAUUGUGUAGAAAGUUGGUGAUGUUGAAGAACGUAAACUAGGUGAAGUAGGCAACGUUUUUGACCAUUUCUUUUCAUAAAAACAGAACACAACUUAUCGGCUUUUGUGGAAACAAACAAACUGAUUUUCUCUUAUUUCUGUGGUUCUCUGUAAACAACAGGAUAUUACCUCUUGACUUUCUUACUACUGCUCAUAUUAGCAUAAUAUCAUGUUGCAGCACUUUAAAGAUACUAUAUAUAUAUAUGUGUGUGUAUAUGUAUAUAUAUAUAUAUAUAUAUAUAUAUAUAUAUAUAUAUAUAUAUAUAUAUAUAUAUAUAUAUAUAUAUAUAUAUAUAUAUGUGUAUAUAUAUAUACACAUAUAUUUGUGUGUGUGUGUAUAAAUUCACACUUCAGUUGGAAACAAUAACAUGAGUAAAGUAAAUGAUGUCUUUCAGUGUAAUGGUUGAAAGAGAUUGCUUUGUGAUUGCUGUUGUUACAUCGGCGGUAUGGAGAGAAAAAGCACAAGUGAUGAAAGAGAACACGGUUCUUCUGGUACCUUCUAUCAAAUAUAUCUGUCUAUCUAACAUGUCUGUUCUUCUUCAUCAACCUUUAGGGCCAAAAUCCAUUGAAAUGUCUUAGUCCUGUCAGCUGUAUAUCGUAUACUGUUGAAUUACAAAAUGGUAAAUAAAAUCUAUUUUAA